Messenger RNA from Cimex lectularius (bed bug), 2337 nucleotides. Its product is annotated as plasma kallikrein-like. Gene Ontology annotation, molecular function: serine-type endopeptidase activity. The transcript has 3 exons. Gene Ontology annotation, biological process: proteolysis. Lineage: Eukaryota; Metazoa; Arthropoda; Insecta; Hemiptera; Cimicidae. The coding region runs from base 798 to 1745 and encodes 315 amino acids. The record is from RefSeq and is a predicted model, not a curated record.
AUGAAGGGAUGUCCAUUCGGAAUCCAUCCAAAUAAAAUUGGGGGUUGAGGUACAUCAAAGACAAAAAUAUACGGCUGUACGAUACUUAUGCUUAUUUAAUAUAAUUAUUAUUUACUGAUUUAUGUAAGCUCAGCUUUGCUCAUGCAUGUACAUACAAAUUUUUAACAAUUAGACAAUAAUUUUAAAUCCUUGAUAAAAUACCCUUUGAAAAUGUGUGUUUCCAGUUCAUUACUACAGUCAUCAUUUCUUUAAACCUCUUAUCUGUCAGCAUUUACAGAACAAAACAAAUUUUACUUAAAUUUGAUUUACAAGAACUUUAGAAACUCAUAAAAGUUUGUCUUUCAAGUGAGAGUGUAUUUUGGUUGCUUAAGAUUACAAUAAAAUAUCAAAUGAAUAUCAUAGCAUUUUCCAUGCUCUUUCUAAUGACAUCAUCAAAUUUACAGUUCAUUUAACAUUUCAUGAGAUAUGGGUGACUAUGAAAUAAAGUUGUGAAAAGUCGAAGUAACCUGAAAAGUGAAAUAUCUUCAAUACAUUCAGAAGCAGACAUGUAUAAUAUCAGUACUUAUGUAGGAUACGAUAACAUCAUGAAGUAUUGACAUCUCUUCAAGGGUCACCUUGUGUUUGAACAUGAACAGGAUAUGGUUUCAUCUGUUUUAUUUUGAGACUUCACAUGUUCGCAGAUUAUAAAGAAUAAACACAAAAAUUUGAAUUACUUUGGUUUGAAAUGCAAAAUUUUUAGUGUUUUUUUCCCACGAAGCUUCUGUAAGGUGAAUGUGACCAACGAGUUUCAAUGCAUUAUGUACUUGUUCGGAUAUGAUUGUCGGUUUAACAGCUGUGCCGCAGUAGAGUUGUUGUUUAUUAUAUUCCUCAGCGAUUGCUGUUCGCUUGCUUCAAGUGAGGCCGGCUCUAAAAUCAUAGAAGGCAGAUACGCAAGACGUGGCGAAUUUCCAGCGACGGUUGUUUGCGAGGGCGCGAAGAAAUGCGGAGGUACGCUCGUGACAUUGCGCAAGGUACUUACAGCGGGUCGCUGUUUUUUUGCAGACGAUAAACCUGUGGAGGCGAAGAGUAUCAAAGUGACUGGAGGCGUCUUGAAUCUGAAGGAGAAUUCAAACGAAAAACAGCAGUCGCUCUUAAAAUCAUACCAUGUUCACGAAAAAUACAAAAGUCCUUCCCCAACUGAUCAAAUCCCUUACUUCUUUUUUGAUAUCGCAUUGGCAGUUUUGGAAAUUCCGUUCUUCAAAACGGAUACGGUGCGACCAGUGGUUUUCCCGGCAAAGGAUCCAGGAGGGAUGAGGAAAUUCCUGGACAAAACCUUAGCUAAAAAUGCCACUUGCCAAGCCACAGGAUACGGCGCCACUGAAGAAGGCGGUACAGACGUCGAUACUUUGAAAGUAGCCAACGUGCGCCUAAUUGAUUCUACGGCGUGCUGGUUGAAAAAAGAGUCGUUGGCAUACGAAGUAUGUGCAACUCCUAUUAAUGGAAAAGAUAGAACCACCCCAGGGGAUGCUGGAUCGACGUUCUUGUGCGACGGGUACAUGCUAGGCAUGAGCAAAAGUCGGAACAGAAUGACUAGAAAAGGGGUGGAAUACCAUUUUAUGAUUUUCACGCUAGUUGGUCCUUUCAUGGAAUAUUACAAGCUUGGGAUAGAUGAAGGACAAACAUCUCAAUUGCACCCUGCUGUCUUCCUCUUUUUGCUCAUCAUCUCGUUCCAUGAAGCUGACGCAUUACUUUUGCCGUACUGUUAAAAUACUGUAUUAUAAUAAAAAUUGAAAUCAAUUAAAUUACAAACAUGUGUAAAUAAAUUAUCGACACUUGGCAUUUUGAAUUUCAAAACAUUUGUGUUAUUAUUAACAUUUGGCGCUUUUAUUGCCACGUUACCAGGCACUACUUCUUUCUCACUAAAUCUGUUCCUGAAUUGGAUAUCUUUAGAAAUUUCACCUCUACGUAUCUCAACCUCGACGGCCCGUUAAAUGACUCUGCAAGAUCCUAGAUUUGUCUUCUUUGGAUUCUGUUUAAUGGAGGAGGUGGCUGUUUUGCUAGUUGAGCAAUAGUAUAGUUGGGGUUAGUCGUCUUGGAAUUACGAGCUUCGUCGGAGUUUGAUAAUUUUACAUUUACGGAUAUCAAGAUAAUCAUGUUAGGUGUUAAGCUUCGUGGAAUAUGGAGCUUCGUGAUGUGACAAGGACCAAAUUAUGAAUUAGCUGAAUCUUGUUAAUUAUUUGCUGAAGCUGAGAGCAAGCACCAUAAGACGGGACGAGAUAGAUGUUCUAUCUACGAAAUUCUACAGAAUGUAGUACUCUUUGCCCCUUCUUGAAAUACUAGUUUACUGAUGUUUUUAAA